AAUAACUCUUUGUUUUUGUUAUGGGCUUCCUGUAAAUUAAGAGAUAUUUUGAAAUACAUCUUUACAUAUGACACACAAGACGUAGUUAUGUUACAAUACAUAGAAUAUCAAAUAAGUUGAUUCCAUGAUAAUUAUAAUGAGGAUGCUUCAACUUCAGAUACUUUUUAUACUUUUUCUGAAUUUUACAAGUGUUAUAUGUGUGUUUCACUACUGUCAAAAUGGUAACACACAGACAAUACAUAACGAGACUAGUGGUACUAUCAGAACAAUCCUUUCUGGUAAAAAUUUCUAUGACGACAACUUGAACUGUGGUUGGUUGAUUGAUGGAGGCGUGGGUAAACUGAUUCAGCUGUCAAUCACACAUGUCAAUCUACAAUUAGCACCAUCCUACUCCUCAUGUGGGACAUAUGAUCAUCUCUCUAUAAUGGAUGGUGAUGCUACAGUAACUGAAGCCAUAACAUCAAUAUGUGGACACAGGAAUCCAUAUGAAGUACUCAGCUCAGGACGCUAUCUCUAUCUCAAAUUCUACUCAAAUGACAAAAACUUCUAUGAUCAUUCUGGAAUCACAGUUAAUUUCCAAGUUUUCAAUGAAAAUGAGUGUCCCCCUGACUGGACAAACCUGACCACUACUGACCAGUGUUUUAGAAUAAGACAGUCUCCUGCAGCCGGAGUAGACUGGAACUCUGCCUACGAUAACUGUAUGUUUAGCCAGGCCAACUUAGCUAUCAUAAAUCACCAUCAAGUCUUUGAUCAAUUAAGAGCUCAUGCACAAAAUGUAUCUGUGGGAUCUGCAUGGAUUGGACUUACUGAUAUUGAAACAGAAGGAAAAUUUAAAUGGUUAGACAACACUUAUUUAGCUAGUUGGAUAAGAACUGAGGGUAACAAUGGUGAUAGUGACUGUGGAAUAUUUAAUUUUAAUACUCAAAAAUUUCAAUUUAAAGAAUGUGAAAGAGACAAACACUUAGCAGUUUGUCAGAGAAAUAAAGUGAACAAAACAAGUAUAUUUUCAAUACCAGUAGAGAAGGAAAAAGAAAAGAAAGUGGAGCAUUUUAAUAUAAGAGUAAUCCUGAUUAUUGUGGGUAUUGUGCUAGCCAUUAUUAUUGUCGUCUCUAUCAUUAUGUGUAAGAGAAAGAGGAAGCAUAGAUAUAAUCAGGCACAUGGCUCAGUAGAAAUGGAUUCUGUACAUGACGAGGAAGAGACACCUAGACUAGUCUCUACAAACUAUACAGAACGUCCAGAGAUGAACAAUAAAACAUCUCUACCAGAAGGCACCAUUCAGCCCUCAGCUCCUCCAUCUUAUGAACAUGUGAUGGGCGGCCAUGCUUGAUCAUGACAAUGUGUUAUUUAUUGUUAAUGGUGCUAUCCUAGAAAACAUCUCAAAUAGCGAUAUAUCACCAAACCACAGGUCUAUAGAAACUUGAUCUAGGACUUUAUUGUUGAUUCUGCUAUCCUAGAAAACAACAUCCCAAAUAUAUCACAAAAGGGCAGAUUUAUAAUGAAUCAGAAAAUCCAUCCUAAAUAUAUCACCAAACUACAGGUCUAAAGAAACUGGAUCUAGAUGAUGACCAUAUGUCCUUUAUAGUCUGUUAUUGUUAAUUAGUGCCUAUGUUCGUUAUAAAGCUGUCUUUAAGAUCACAAGAAAUCCAUCCUAAAUAUAUCACCAAGAGAAGGCCUAUGGAAGCUUAUACAUGUAUUACUUAAACCUUCAUACGGCCAAACAAAAUAUACUUGUGAACAUGCUGAAAUUGUAUGUUGAAAUUUUACCUAACACCUAUCUGUUACUGUAUACUUCAUUCUACCAAAAUUGUACAGAUUUUUCUUGAGGACAAGAAGUUCUGCACCAGCUGUUAUUGUUUGCUCCGAUAUAUUUUUGUGCAGUCUUUUUCCAAAUCAUGCACUUUACCAUUUAUGUGUAUAUUAUUUGGAGACUGCAGACAACAUUUUGAACAUAUUAAACUCCAUUCUUAAGGUUAAUUAUAGUAUAACCAAUCGCCGUAUUUGAAUAUAAAAAAUAAGACAACGCGUGACCGAAUGACGCAUGGAUAAAACGAGUGUGCAGCAGGAGUUUAAUCCAUACAAUUCGGUCACAAGUUGUCGUAUUUUUUAUAUUCAAAUACGGCGAUUAGUUAUACUUUUUAUUACAUUGGCUAAUGGCUUUUUUUUUAUGAAAUUAAAUUUAUUAAUGUAGAAAAUGUAAGGAACUAUAUGUUUUUCCUACACAUUCACAAUUUGUUUUGAUCCAACGUUAUUGGCGUCUUGACAACGCCUAUUGUUGUAUGACGUCAGAGAGUGAAAUAACCACAUUUAUUUCACAUGUGAAAUUAUCGUUUUUUAUCUAACUGGUAAAUCAAUUAAAUUUAUUGCAACCAAUGUAAUAAUUAAUAUAAUGCUCAAUAUUACACACCUCAUUGCUCAAUAGUCUAGUGAAUAGUAAUCUAUUUAUAGACUAUAGAAUUAUGUUUUUUGUAUAUUAGAUAUUUCAUUAUAGUACAAAAAUUAAUAAUAGUUGACAAAAGCAUAUUUGGACAUCUCUCUGCAUCCACACACCCUUUCCAAACAUAAAAAGCUUGUGGAUUCAUUAUUUUACUGGGUGGUAAUUUCAAAAAACUCUGAGAUAACUGAAAACAAAAUAAUUUUUAUUUAUUAUUAGUAGUUGUAACCAAGGAUUGUAAUUUAUGUGAUUUUGAGAUAAGUUAAGAAUUGAUAUGAGAUCCUAAAAAUAAUUAGAAUGAAACUGAGGUUACAUUCCUUGUUUUCAAACGAUAGUUUGAAAUUUUUUGACAACUUUAAUCAUUUUCAUAAACUAAUAUCUUUUUAAAUAAAACAGUCAAAUUGUGUUUGAAUAAAAGUGCUUACAAAUUUAUAUUUCAGCAAUUAUCUCCCUUGUAACUUAAUUGUCUCCCAUUAAAAACUGAAUAAUUUUAAAGUAGUUAAUAUUGUUGGUUUAUAAUUUUGAGAUAUUUAUAUGUGCAAUAGAUGUGUUUAUGAUAGAAAUAUAACUUGAUGAGUGGAAAGAUUUUAUUUAUUGUUGACAAUUCUUGGCAUUUAUUGAAACUUGUAUUGAAUUUGUACAUGUAUAUUUGUUAUUGUUUUGUAAUUUUCCACCUCAUACCUCAGUUUUGUAAUAAAGACAGUUUUAUAUGAUGUUUAUAUUGUAUGUUUGUAUUUUUUCUGUGAAUAGUGAGUUAUUCCUUUACAUAUCAACAUAUCCAUUAUUGCAUUAGGCCCAACCUUAUUAAAUGUGAUUACAAUAAGGCAUUUUCUCAAGUUUGAUGCUUCUGCAAGUAAUAUUUAUA
Messenger RNA from Mytilus trossulus (common blue mussel), 3296 nucleotides. RefSeq lists its product as uncharacterized. The record is from RefSeq and is a predicted model, not a curated record. NCBI's taxonomy places the organism in Eukaryota, Metazoa, Mollusca, Bivalvia, Mytilida, Mytilidae. Bases 125 to 1327 code for a protein of 400 amino acids. The transcript has 9 exons.